AUGUCCAUCACUAAAGUCUACAUAGUAUAUUAUUCAAUGUAUGGCCAUGUUGGGACCAUGGCAAGGCAGAUUCAGAAAGGGGCUAAUUCGGUUGAAGGAGUUGAAGCAACCCUUUGGCAGGUGCCGGAGACUUUGCCGGAACGGAUUUUGGAGAAGAUGAAGGCUCUCCCAAAAUCAGAGGAUGUUCCUGAGAUUAAGCCAGAGCAGCUUGUUGAAGCUGAUGGUUUUUUAUUUGGUUCUCCUUCUCGUUUUGGUAUGAUGGCUGCCCAAGUUAAGGCCUUUUUUGAUGAUACUCAAGGGAUAUGGGCAACUCAAGCACUUGCUGGUAAGCCGGCCGGAAUUUUCUGGAGCACCGGUUUCCAUGGAGGUGGCCAGGAGCUUACUGCAUUAACAUUUAUAACUCAAUUGGCGCAUCACGGGAUGAUAUUUGUUCCUCUUGGUUAUACAUUUGGGAAGGGGAUGUUUGAGAUGAAUCAAGUUAAAGGUGGAUCUUCCUAUGGGUCGGGAACUUAUGCUGCAGAUGGUUCUCGUCAGCCUACCGAACUAGAGCUCGAGCAAGCAUUUUACCAUGGAAAGUAUGUUGCUGAAAUUACAAAGAAGCUCAAGAAUCCUUCUCCUGCAUCAUGA
Oldenlandia corymbosa var. corymbosa is the source of this 627-nucleotide messenger RNA. NCBI's taxonomy places the organism in Eukaryota, Viridiplantae, Streptophyta, Magnoliopsida, Gentianales, Rubiaceae. The record is from the annotation of a GenBank genome assembly.